CCAACUGUCUCCGCUUGUACUCAGACGGGAUUUCGGAACCAGCAGCACCGGUCGGAGAAUCACAGGAGCGAACCAAGGGUGGGUUUUGAUCGGAAAACAACACAAUUCGGUGGCGCCUACGUCAUCAAGUUGACCGAAGGAUCACUUUAUGCAGCAUUUCAGCAUGGUAGCGUUACAAUGAGGGUGGCGGGGGUGCUGGAGCCUAUCCCAGCUGACUUUGGGCGGAAGGCGGACAACACCCCGAACUGGUCGCCAGCCGGUCGCAGGGCACGCAUAGAGACGGAGGAGCAAUCACGUCCACGCAUUCACUGAGCAGGAAACGAGCCCACGCCGCCCGCGCAUAAGUCAGGUGGUCUUUCUGAAGAAGCCGGAGUGAACUAUGGCACAGUUCUCCGCCACUUUCACGGGUCCGGAUGUGUUCUUGAUCUCUGUGAAUGAGAGAGCCAAACAUGACCAACAGUUUCACAGCCUCUCUCCCACCGCGGGUGGAUACAUCACGGGGGAUCGGGCCAGGAACUUCUUCUUGCAGUCUGGACUGCCACCACCCAUCCUGGCCCAAAUCUGGGCCUUGGCCGACAUGAACAGUGACGGCCGCAUGGACAUCCACGAGUUCUCCAUCGCCAUGAAGCUCAUCAAGCUCAAACUCCAGGGCCACCCCCUUCCUCCCGCGUUACCCCCCAGUAUGAAACAGCCCCCGCUGUCUCUACCCGCCCAGGCCGGCUUCGGUAUGGCCGCCAUGGCGCCCAUCGCCACGGCUCUGCCGGGCGUGCCGCCUCUCCCGCUCCCUCCCCUACCUGUCGGGGUGUCGCCGCCUCUGGUCUCGGCGCCGCCGCCGACCCUCCCGCCCCCCAUGGCCAACGGAGCUCCUACCACGGGCUUGAUGCAACCCAUUUCAAGCUUCUCCCACCCAGCUUCUUCAAUCAACAAGGCCUCCUUCAACCGUUCCGGCACCAAAUUGCAAAAGGGUCCGUCGUUCGAUGCCAGCGGUGGUCAGCCCCCCGUCGACUGGGCCGUCCCUCAGUCAUCGAGGCUCAAAUACAGGCAGCUGUUUAACUCCCAUGACAAGAUGAUGAGCGGCCACCUGACUGGUCCGCAGGCGCGCACCAUCCUCAUGCAGUCCAGUCUUCCGCAGGGCCAGCUGGCCUCCAUAUGGAGCCUGUCGGAUAUCGACCAAGAUGGGAAGCUGACGGCGGAGGAGUUCAUCUUGGCCAUGCACCUCAUAGACAUGGCCAUGUCCGGCCUGCCUCUGCCCCCCGUGCUGCCACCAGAUUACAUCCCCCCGACUUUCAGGCGUGUGCGAAGCGACAGCGUGCAGUCGGACCAGAAGAGCGUCCCUGAGGAGCUCGAGGAGGAGGUGGAGAGCAACCAGGACAAGAAACUUCCAGUCACGUUUGAGGAUAAGAAGCGGGAGAACUUUGAGCGAGGGAACCUGGAGCUGGAGAAGCGACGUCAGGCCCUGCAGGAGCAGCAGAGGAAAGAACAGGAGAGGCUCGCGGCGCUGGAGAGAGAGGAGCAGGAGAGGAAGGAGCGCGAGAGGCUGGAGCAAGAGAGGAGGCGACAGCAGGAGUUGGAGAAGCAGCUUGAGAGGCAGAGGGAGCUGGAGAGGCAGCGAGAAGAGGAGAGACGUAAAGAAAUCGAGAGGAGGGAGGCCGCGAAGCGCGAGCUGGAGCGACAGAGGCAGCUGGAGUGGGAGCGGCAGCGCCGCCAGGAGCUUCUGACUCAGAGGAACCGAGAGCAGGAGAGCAUCGUUCUGCUCAAAGCCCGCAAGAAGACCCUGGAGUUUGAACUGGAGGCCCUGAACGACAAGAAGAGCCAGUUGGAGGGCAAACUGAAGGACGUGCGCUUCCGUCUGUCGGCUCAGCGCAGGGAAGUGGAGCAGACCAACCAGGCCCGGGAGACGCGCAUCGCCGAGAUCACCCUGUUGCAGCAGCAGCUGCAAGACUCCCAGCACUGGCUCGGGAGUCUCAUUCCCGACAAGCAGAGUCUCAACGACCAGCUCAAACAGGUUCAACAGAACAGCCUGCACCGCGACAGUCUUUCAUCGCUGCAGAAAGCCGUGGACCAGAAGGAGUCCAGCAGACAGCAGCUCAGAGAGCAGUUGGACACAGUGGAGAGGGAAACCCGGGCCAAGCUGCUCGAGAUUGAUGCGUUCAACACCCAGCUGAAGGAGCUGAGAGAGAUCCACAGCCGGCAGCAGAGACAGAAGCAGAAGGAGCUGGAAGGGGAGGCACACUCGAUGAGGCGUGCGCACACGCCCAUUGACAGGGAGUCUGCCGAGCUGCAAGAAAACAGGGUGUCCUCAGACAAAUCUCUGGCUUGGAGCAACGACGACGCAGGAAGUUCCUGCCUGAAGGCGCCGAGCCCCGCUUCCGCCUCGCACAGCUGGCUCAACCGAGUGACCCAGGAGGAAGAGGAGAGGAAAAGCCGAGGCCUGGGGGAGGACGCAGAGGGCCGCAAGACUGCCGCGUCCUUGGAGGAGAAGGAUGAGGACGCCCGGGGAAAGAAGGACACGCAGGAGAAACUCAAUAAGCUCUUCAGCCAGCCCACGGAUCCCUGGGCUUUGUCAGAAAAGACUCCCGUGGCGAGCCUCUUUGAGCAGAAGGCAGCAGGCAGCGGCUUCGAGCAGCAGCAGCAGCAGGCGCCGAAGGUGGUCUACUACAGAGCGCUCUACCCCUUUGAUGCUCGCAGCCACGAUGAGAUCAGCAUCACCCCCGGGGACGUCAUCAUGGUGAAGGGGGAAUGGGUGGACGAGUCUCAGACGGGUGAGCCCGGUUGGCUGGGUGGAGAGCUGAGGGGACGAACCGGGUGGUUCCCGGCCAAUUACGCAGAACGGAUACCGGACAGCGAAGCGCCCGUCAGCCUGCGGGCGCCCGCCUCCUCCACGCCGACUUCGGCCCAGCAGCCCGACAGCACGCCGCCGCCCGCGCCCGGGCAGACCUCAUCAUCCACGUCGUCCGCCAACAGUAACUGGGCCGACUUUAGCACCACCUGGCCAUCAAACAUGAGCAGCCAAAUGGAUAGCGAGGGAUGGGACGCAUGGCCCACCUCCUCGGCCGCUCAGAAUCCGUCCCUCAGCGUCCCGUCGGCUCAGCUGCGGCAGCGCUCGGCCUUCACGCCGGCCACCAUGACCACGGGCUCCUCGCCGUCUCCCGUCCUUGGCCAGGGGGAGAAGGUGGAGGGUCUGCAGGCUCAGGCCUUGUACCCCUGGAGAGCCAAAAAGGACAACCACCUCAACUUCAACAAAAAUGAGAUUAUAACGGUGCUGGAGCAGCAGGACAUGUGGUGGCUGGGAGAGCUCCAGAGUGGACAGAGAGGAUGGUUCCCCAAAAGCUACGUGAAGCUCAUCUCUGCCACCGCGCCGCCCCCACUUGCGCUCGCCGCGGCAGCUCCGACGGCAGCCCCAAUCGCAGCGCCGGUCGUUUCCUCGGCACGUGGCAAAAACACAAGUGAAUGUGUGGUGUCAGAGAGUCCCCCAAACGGAAAGCGCCCUUCACCCGCCCCGUGCAAGCCCUCGGAGUCAGGAGAAGAGUACGUGGCCAUGUACACGUAUGAGAGCAGCGAGCAGGGCGACCUGAGUUUCCAGCAAGGAGACGUCGUCGUGGUGUCCAGGAAGGAAGGCGACUGGUGGACCGGCACGGUGGCUGGCAAGACCGGGGUCUUCCCCUCCAACUACGUCAAGCCGCGAGAUGCCUCAUCAGAGUCUUUGGGAGCAGCAGGAAAAACGGGAAGCCUUGGCAAGAAACCAGAGAUCGCCCAGGUGAUCGCCCCCUACUGCGCAACGGGAGCGGAACAGCUAACGUUAGCGCCAGGCCAGUUGAUCCUCAUCCGGAAGAAGAACCCGGGUGGCUGGUGGGAGGGCGAGCUUCAGGCACGGGGGAAAAAGCGGCAAAUCGGAUGGUUUCCAGCCAAUUAUGUCAAGCUGCUCAGCCCCAGCACUAGCAAGACCACGCCCACCGAGCCCACGCCGCCAAAACUGGUCCCUGCCAACACUGCCGUGUGCCAGGUGAUCGGCAUGUACGACUACGUGGCGCAGAACGACGACGAGCUGGCCUUCCAGAAGGGUCAGGUGAUCACCGUGCUCAACAAGGACGACUGCGAUUGGUGGAAAGGGGAGUUGAACGGUCGCGAGGGUCUCUUUCCCAGCAACUACGUCAAGCUCACCACCGACACGGACCCCAGCACACAGUGGUGUGCUGAUCUGCACCUGCUGGACAUGCUGAGUCCCAUGGAGAGGAAACGUCAAGGCUACAUCCACGAGCUCAUCGUCACCGAGGAGAAUUACGUCAACGACCUGCAACUCGUCACUGAGAUCUUCCACAAGCCUUUGCUGGAAUGCGAGCUGCUGAGCGAGAAGGAGGUGGCCAUGAUCUUCGUCAACUGGAAGGAGCUCAUCAUGUGCAACAUCAAGCUGCUCAAAGCGCUGAGGGUGAGGAAGAAGAUGUCGGGAGACCGCAUGCCCGUCAAGAUGAUCGGCGACAUCCUGACUAAUCAGCUGCCGCACAUGCAGCCGUACAUUAGGUUCUGCUCGUGCCAACUGAACGGAGCCACCCUGAUUCAGCAGAAAACCGACGACAACCCUGAAAUCAAAGACUUCCUCAAGAGGUUAGCCAUGGACCCUCGCUGUAAGGGCAUGCCGCUCUCCAGCUUCCUGCUCAAGCCCAUGCAAAGAGUCACUCGCUACCCGCUCAUCAUCAAGAACAUCCUGGAAAACACUCCCGAAUCGCAUCCGGACCACAAUCACCUGAAAGCUGCUCUGGAAAAGGCGGAGGAGUUGUGCUCACAGGUGAACGAAGGCGUGAGGGAGAAGGAGAACUCAGAUCGUCUGGAGUGGAUCCAAGCUCACGUUCAGUGCGAAGGCCUGUCCGAGCAACUGGUGUUCAACUCGGUGACCAACUGUUUGGGUCCCCGCAAGUUCCUCCACAGCGGCAAACUCUUCAAAGCCAAAAGCAGCAAGGAGCUCUACGGCUUCCUCUUCAACGACUUCCUGCUGCUGACGCAGGUCACCAAACCCCUGGGCUCGUCCGGGUCCGACAAAGUCUUCUCGGCCAAAACACACCUGCAGUACCGCAUGUACAAGACGCCCAUCUUCCUGAACGAGGUUCUGGUGAAACUGCCGACGGACCCGUCGGGAGAUGAGCCGCUCUUUCACAUCUCUCACAUCGACAGAGUUUACACCCUCAGGGCCGAGAGCAUCAACGAGCGGACAGCGUGGGUCCAGAAAAUCAAGGCGGCUUCCGAACUCUUCAUCGAAACCGAGAAGAAGAAGAGAGAAAAAGCCUAUCUGGUGCGUUCCCAGAGGGCGACGGGAAUCGGCAGGCUGAUGGUCAACAUCGUGGAGGGAAUCGAACUCAAGCCCUGUCGCUCGCACGGAAAAAGCAACCCUUACUGUGAGGUCACCAUGGGCUCGCAGUGCCACAUCACCAAAACUCUGCAGGACACGCUGAAUCCCAAGUGGAACUCCAACUGCCAGUUUUUCAUCAAGGACCUGGAGCAGGAUGUCCUGUGCGUGACCGUCUUUGAACGGGACCAGUUCUCGCCAGACGACUUCUUGGGCAGGACAGAGAUCCGAUUGGCCGAGAUCAAGAAGGACCAGGGCUCCAAGGGACCAAUCACCAAGCGUUUGCUGCUCCAUGAAGUUCCCACUGGCGAGAUCGUGGUUAGGCUGGAUCUCCAGCUCUUCGAGGAGCCCUGAAAGCGCGCAUCUGGAUGGUUAUUAGCAGGAAGGACUGGACACAACUGGACCUAGGUCUGGCUCGGAGACGCAAGAGAGACACAGAGACUUUAUUCUUAAUCCUAUUUAUUGACCGAGCAGUAGAAGAAGUUGACUCGUCAGCUGGUAAGUUGGACCACGAGGCAGCUCGCUUGCAAAACUUCGCGUCAAAACUUGCCGGUCAGAACUCAAGUGAACUCCACAAUGUGACGUAAAGACUUUUUUUUGCCGCUGUUUUCAGAAGAAAAGCUGAUCUCCGAAAGUGUUAGCUCGUUGCUAACAGCUAAUCCAAACUGACAUUCGAUUGAACCGUUUCUUCCCUCUGAUGCCCAAUCCAGUGACAAUCUUGUGUGUGUGUGUGUGUGUGUGUGUGUGUGUGUGUGUGUGUGUGUGUUUUCAGUCUCCAAGCUUAACAGAAGAUGCUAACAGCACUAAUUAGUUAGCAGCGUUAGAAGUCCAGUGUUGAGUAUUUAUCAUUUUUGUACCCAUGAAGAUGGUUAACUUGCUGUUUUUUUUCCCUUAUUUUGUACCGAUGAAAAUUUACUUUUUUGUCAUCC
This is a messenger RNA of Hippocampus comes (tiger tail seahorse), 6267 nucleotides long. It is a transcript of the gene itsn1, whose product is annotated as intersectin 1 (SH3 domain protein). Gene Ontology annotation, cellular component: intracellular vesicle; cytoplasm; presynaptic membrane. The record is from RefSeq and is a predicted model, not a curated record. Gene Ontology annotation, biological process: clathrin-dependent synaptic vesicle endocytosis; positive regulation of Rho protein signal transduction; intracellular signal transduction. Gene Ontology annotation, molecular function: guanyl-nucleotide exchange factor activity; calcium ion binding; molecular adaptor activity. Bases 380 to 5692 code for a protein of 1770 amino acids. The transcript is spliced from 46 exons. Lineage: Eukaryota; Metazoa; Chordata; Actinopteri; Syngnathiformes; Syngnathidae.